Molecule: messenger RNA, 2309 nt
Organism: Drosophila gunungcola (fruit fly)
Lineage: Eukaryota; Metazoa; Arthropoda; Insecta; Diptera; Drosophilidae
Exons: 2
Coding region: 67-792 (241 amino acids)
Biological process (GO): DNA integration
Molecular function (GO): nucleic acid binding
Source: RefSeq, a predicted model, not a curated record
AAAGGUGGCAAUGCAUACAUUUUUAUAGUGGUAGACCAUUUUUCGAAAUUCGUCUUUUUAAAAGCCAUGAGGGAGGCCACUGCAGCAGCAGUCGUAAGGUUUUUGACCAGCGAAGUGUUCCACACGUUUGGCGUACCGGAAAUACUGCAUUCCGAUAAUGGAAAACAAUUCGUAGGAAAGAAGUUUGCGGAUAUGAUACAGCUGUACCAAAUAAAACAUGUAAGGACGGCGUUUAAUUCCCCUCAGUCCAAUGCGUCCGAAAGAGUGAACCAAUCGGUGCUGAAUGCGAUUAGGGCCUACUUGGAUCAGGAUCACCGCGACUGGGACUUAUAUCUGCCCGAGAUAGAGACGGCAUUAAGAAGCUCGAUACACCAGGCCACCGGCUCUACACCGUAUUUUGCACUGUUUGGCCAGCAUAUGUUCACGAGUGGGGCUGAUUACCAGUUGGCAAGAAAACUACACUCGUUGGAGGACUGCCAAAUCCGGCAUCUAGAACAUGGAGAUAGGAUGGAACUGUUGCGCGAGUCGAUCCGCAGGAAUAUACAUGGAGCGCACGAGACCAGCGCGCGGUACUAUAAUCGGACCACACGGCAGAUCACAUUCAAGCCAGGGCAAGAAAUCUUCCGAAGGAAUUUUGUACAAAGUGACUUUGGAAAGAACUUUAAUGCGAAAUUCGCCAGAAAGUUUGUCAAGUGCAGGGUUCGCAGGCCCGUAGGUAACCAUAUGUAUGAAGUGGAAAACACGCGCGGAAAGCUCUGCGGGGUGUACCAUGUGAAGGACUUAAAGCAGUAAGGAAUGUCUGAAGAAGGCGACCUACACCAAGGGGAUAUGAACGACCAACGAAGAGUAUCUGGAAGAGAGAAGAAAUAUAAAUCUGGAAUAUGUUUCAGAUAUUUCACGUAUAACCUGAGGCAAAUAGGACAGCUGAUAUUCCGGAGUAAGAAGCACCGAAGUCCAGACUGGGUCGUUGGGCAUUUUCCUUUUGAUUCCGUGGGCGUUUUCCCUCGUUGGGCGCUUGGAGAGUUCCUAUGUGUCCUGCGGGUUGCAAAUCCGUGGUUCUGGCUCCAGAUUACGGGUUAAGGCCAUUUCUUCACUGCCAAUUCUCUUGUUUUGUUUUCGUAUUCGGAUUGUUGUUCAUUGUCAGUGUGGUUGUUGUGGCCGGGCUAUCGAUAGCCAUAUCGAAUGUCGGCGCAGGGGGGAUUUUAUACUGGAAAAUACUGAGUUGUUGUUAUGGUCACCCCAAAUGUUAAACGGCCGUUGACCCGGCAAAUUUGAAACACGAGAGCCGGAGUUCGGGAAGGUGAUAGGAGAAGAGGAGAGCCCAUAACGAAAGUCACGGUCAAGGCGUUAAGGCUGCUGCGCUCCCCUCGCCAAGUAAAGUUUUUUUUGUGGUGCACGUGCGGAUUACAUAAUCCCGGUACCUUGGUGCGACAAUUUUUUUUUUGAGCUGCAGCAGCGCGCCAGUGUCCAUAGGCAACAACAACGUGAAGUAAAAGAAAGCAGGACUGGGAAGCCUGAAGCGGCGAAAAAACUUGAGCCGAUCAGACCCAGUUACCAGUUUCAAAAAUCAGCCAGGUCACCCAAGUUGGCCUGGCGAUAAUUUUUGUGAGGCCCGGACAAUAAAGACGGCCAGAGAUUUUUUGAAGAAAAUUAUUACGGCGUGGAUGACCGACACGCUUACCAAGAGGCGGCAACGGGAGCCAGUCGGCUUCAGUCAGAUUUUUUUUUGUUGUUAUUAGAUUUUUUUGAAUAAUUAAUUGUUUUAUCGUGUAGUGUUUGUUGUAAAAUUGUAUGAUUAUUUAUUUAAUGAUAAGGGUUAUUUACAUUUUUUUUGGAUAUUAAUUUUUAUUUACACAUAGGCCAUAGUAUCUACAUCUUAUUCAAAUGUUUUAAUUAUUUACACUUUGAAUACAUACGGUCUACAUGCAUUAUACUUACAUCUACACAUAAACGUAUAAUAACGUCUUAUACCCAUAUUAUUUAUAUUUAAAUAUUGUCGAAUUGGUUGGUUUAUUUGUAUAUAUUUAUAUUUUUAUUUAUAUAAAUUCAUGAGUGGCCCAAGUGAACGUGGUGAUUUGAGCCCGGAAUAAUAUUAAUUCAUGUUCUCUGCGUAUACAAUUACAUUCUUUUUUUUUUUAAUCCCUGGUAAAGAAAGAAUAAACAACCUUAAGAGCUCUUACGGUAGGUCAGGGUCAAGAAGUAUAUAAAUUUUGGGAAACCCGAGAACGUACACUGGGGUCCACAAGAGGGUAAUAUGUUGUAAAAACUAGUGAAUAAGAAUUAUUAAAGGAAAAUAAGAAAGACUAACA